This is a messenger RNA of Aquila chrysaetos chrysaetos, 4719 nucleotides long. RefSeq names its product centlein (gene CNTLN). NCBI's taxonomy places the organism in Eukaryota, Metazoa, Chordata, Aves, Accipitriformes, Accipitridae. Gene Ontology annotation, biological process: centriole-centriole cohesion; protein localization to organelle. Gene Ontology annotation, cellular component: centriole; centrosome. The record is from RefSeq and is a predicted model, not a curated record. The coding region runs from base 198 to 4052 and encodes 1284 amino acids. The transcript has 27 exons.
CUCUUGCCCCUUCUCUUUGUCGGGGUAGCAGUUGCGCUGACGUCAUUGCACCGCGUCCUUCUUCUCUCCGGUUUCCGGCGCUCGCCCGUGCGGAGCGGGCGGGCAGGCCCUUUCCGCACCCUCUCCGCCAGGCGCUGACCUUCUUCUCGGCCCCCCUGCGGAGGGGGCGAGAGGCUCUCACCACCACCGCGCCGGCGAUGGCUUCGGGCCGAGCGGAGGCGGCGGCACCGCGGGUGGCAGAGCUGGAGGAAGAGCUGCGGAGCCUGGCGGAGGAGCUGAGCCGCUGCCAGGCUGAUAAAGAAUUUGUGUGGUCUCUGUGGAAACAUCUCCAAAUGUCAAGUCCAGAUCUUACUCAAGCUGUCAGCUUGGUUGUGGAAAGAGAAAAGCAGAAAGCUGAAGUCAAGGACAGAAGGGUUUUAGAGAUUUUGCAAGCCAAAGACAGCAAAAUAGAAACCCUAGAACAGACUCUCACAGGACAGCAGCAGGAGAUAAACAACUUAAUACAGAGAAAGAUUGCUGUGGAUGAGGAAAAUGCCCGUUUGAAGAAUGAAUUCAGUAACUUGAACCAGAAAUUUAAAGAUAAAAGCCAAGAACUUAAGGACACUGAGGAGUGUGCACAGAAGAAGGAAGAGCAAAACAGACUGGUUAUAAAAAACCUGGAGGAGGAAAAUAACGGAUUAAAUACAUGCUGUGCUGACCUGCUAAAUGACCUGGAGAAACUGAGGAAGCAGGAGGCACAAUGGAAAACAGAAAAAUCUGGCAAUGAUGUCAGAAUAAAGAAUUUGGAAACUGAUUUAACAGAGGCAAGAGAACAAAUGAAAGAGUUGCGCAGUAUAUGCAGUAACUUGUCAUCUCAGGUGGCUGUGAAACAGGAAGAACUCUCCCAAAAGGAUUCUGAUGUGAUUAAAGCUAAGAAGGAGUUACAGCAGCUGCAGAAUCUUUACAGACAAAACAUUGAACAUACAGCACAGCAGGCUGAGCUGAUAAAGCAGCUUCAGGCUCUCAAUACUGAUACACAAAAAGUACUGAAAGACCAAGAAGAUGCUCACACAGCUGAAACAACAUCAUAUCAAAAACUUUAUAAUGAAUUGACUUCAUGUUUUGAAACUGUUAAAACAAGUGAAAUUCAACUGCAGCGAAGCUGUGCCUCUCUUCAGGAUCAGUUACUUGGAAAAGAUCAGAAGAUUUGUCAGUUACAAGAGCAACUUCAGCAGGCUCGUGGUGCUUUAAAUGCAGUACAUCAGAACUCUUCUCCAAAGUGUGAAGUACAGGUAUUUCAACAGCCAUCUUUAAGUGAGUUAGAAUGUCUUAUUACAAUGCAAAAAUCUGAAAUCGAGCUUUUACAGGAAAAAUUGAAAAAAGCAAGUCUUAACAUAGCAGAGCAUAAUUUGUAUGCUACAGAUACCCUGGAAAGCAGCAAUAUAAGGACAGGAAGAAAGCAUGAGGAACCACCUGUGAAACGUUCAAGGUCUCUGUCCCCAAAGAGCUCUUUUAGAGAGUCAGAGGAGCUAAGGAAGCUUAAAAUAGCUGAAAGAAAGAUUGAAAACUUGGAGAAGACACUACAACUAAAGACUCAAGAAACUGAUGAGCUAAGAGCAGCCCAUGAACAACGCAAAGAGAGGCUGCAGAUGUUACAGACCAACUACAGAGCACUAAAAGAGCAAUUAAAGCAGUGGGAAGAGGGCGAUAGCAGGAUUGAAAGCAGUAAAAGCAGAUACCGGCAUGCAGAUCCCCGUCAGCUUUGUCAAGAGGAUUCUGAUGCUGUAUGGAAUGAACUGGCUUUUUUCAAAAGGGAACACAAAAAGCUGUUGAUUGAAAAACUGAAUCUUGAAGAAGAAUUGAAUCAGAUGAAAGUACACCAAUCUGUGGAGCAACUUUUUAAACUUGCUGAAGAUGAUGCGUUCGAGGAUAGUACUCAGAAGAGGAAUAUGAAAGAAGUUUCACAUCAGACAUUACAGAAGGUACAACAACUAGAAAGAAGAUUAAAAGCUAUUGAAGGGGAUUUAAAGAAACAGAAAGAAGUAAAUAAAGACUUACUGAAGGAGAAAAAUUAUUUGAAAGCAUCUUUAGAAGUGCAAAAGGAAGAUGCAGACACAAGAGAAAGAGAGCUGGAAGCGCUACUUAAGAAGAUUUGUGAAAUAAAAAAAGACAAAGCAGAACUUCAGUUAGUGAUUGAUGAGCAGGAGAAAGAAGCUGCCUCUUUGAAGAGGCAAGUGGCAGAAGCUAACAGGUUGAGAAAUGAAAAUGAAGAUUUGCUGAGUCAAGCGCAGGAGCUGAAGUGUUUGCUGGAUGAAGCCAAAGCAGUGGCAACCUCUGGGCAAUGUAAUUGCAGGAUAACAGGCACCAAGGUUAAAUUAAAAACAGCCAAGAAAAAGAGCUCUUUGGGACAUCAUGGAGCUUUUCUCAAACAGUCCAUCAAGGUUAUGAGUAAUGUAUUUGAGAACUUCAGUAAGGACGGCUGGGAGGAUGUGAGUGAAAGCAGUGACUCUGAAAUACCAACUUCUGAAAGUUUGGAAACAGUGAUUAUGAAGACAGUGCAAAACAUUGAUCCACUGCCAAACAGAAGUAAACAACAGGGUAAAAAGCAAAUACAAGGUAGUGAAAAGCCCUGCAAUGUUGUUCGUUUAGAAGACAAACCCCAGCAGUAUAAUAAAAAGAGCCAUUCACAGAAUAAAGACCUAGAAAAGUUACAUUCCAAGAGGAGGAGGAUCUCCUGUCUCAUAACAUCUUAUCCAUCAAUUCUAAGCAAAGUGAACAGAACAAAAAGGAGAAAUACUGUCCAGAAACCGGGCUACUCUGUUACUCUACUGCAGGAAAGAAUUAAAUCAUUGCAGCAGCGGAUAGCUGUUUUACAGAGUGAAAAAAAGACAGCAAUGUCUUCUGUGAAGGGAUUUAAAGAAACCAAUGAAAAACUAACAACUCAGCUACAUUUGGCUGAUCAGAGACUUCAAGCUACUAAACUGACCAUAGAGGUGUUGACCUCCAACCUGGCCAAGUGGCAACAGGAGAAAGAAGAUUUACAAGGAAAAUUGAAGUUGAGAGAACAUCUGUCUCAAACUGCUGGCAAGAGUGAUGCCAUACCAUCUCCUUCAAAGAACACUGAUUUAGAGAUGAAACAGCUGCAGUGCAAACUAAAGAGUUCAAAUAAUGAAAUCACUAAGCAAUCGGCCACCAUUAAGUCACUAAAAAAAGAAGUCCAGGAAAAAGAAGAACGGAUUCGGGCACUACACGCAAAGAUUUCUCGAUUGGAGAGGGACCUUAAUAUGAAAAGACAUUUGGUAGAAGACUUAAAGUCUCGUCUAAAAGCAAAUCAAGAAAAUGAGAAAACCUCUAAUGAAACAUUAGAAAGUCUUGAGAGAAAGGUAAAGGCACUGGCUGAAGACUGUUCGAACAAAAAAACUUCCAUUGACUCACUGAAACAAAGACUUAAUGUAGCUACAAAAGAGAAGUCUCAGUAUGAGCAGAUGUAUCACAAGGCUAAAGAUGAUUUGGAGAAAAAGGAGCUCAAGCUUACCAACCUAGAGAGCAAAAUGAUUGAGACUGAAUGUGCCAUGACUGAACUUGAGACUACUGCAUCUCAACAACUACAUGGCUUGGCUAAACAGAGCGGACACGCUUUGGAAACCCUACAGAAGAAGCUGCUGCUCACCAAUGACAAAAUAGAAGAGUUCAUGACAUUUGUGAAGGCUCUAACCAGAGAGUUACAGCACAGCGUACAAGAGCUGAGAACAAAAAUCAAACAGGCAAAAAAAAUGGGAGAAGUGAGAGCGUGCAAAAAGAGCCUUUCCCAAGAGUCUGUUCAGUUGGCAGCAUCUAUCCUUAAUGUUUCAACAACUGAUCUUGAGGAGAUAUUAGAAGUAGAAGAUGAUGAGGAAACGGCAAAGGCGAAAAUGGAAUUUGAAAAAGAUAAAGAGUGGCUGCAGUAUAUACAGAAACUUAUUGAAGCACAGUUUCCUUUUGCCUCAUACUUAAUGGAUGCCAUACUGGAAAAAUUAAAUGAGAAGAAGAAACUGGUAGAAGAAUACAGUUCUCUCGUGAAACAUACUGUAUGAUAUUGCUAAGACCUCUCUUUGCAAAGUGUGACUAAGAUAUGCGUGCUGUUCCCUCAUGUCUUUCCUCUUCACAUAAAGAGCUGUCAAUAUGUAUGUUCAAUACAUAAGUAGAAACUGUGAACUAAUUGUUGAACAAGAGGAAUUAAUUACGUUCCUAUUUAGAAAAGAGUGUGGAGUUUGAUUCCUGAAGGCAAAAAUUGCUGCAAAUCAAUGCAAAGUUAAAUAUUAUUUUCCUUUAAAUGCAUUAGCAGGGAACACCAGUGGAGGCUUUGUAGAGAAAGGAUGGUUUUGAUACAACCAACACACAUCUGUACAAUUCAGAAAGUACAAAAAGCAGCUAAGUAACUCCUGGUUGUACUAGUCAGAGCAGUAGAAGUAGGAUUUACAAAGGAACUGGGAACAUCAUUGGGAUUUUCAAUACCUAAUUUCUUUUAGCUUCUUUGUAAAUCCAGCUUUAUGAUAUAUACUACAUAAAAUUAUAUGCUCUCUUUUUGUUGGAAAAAAUGAGAAAAUGAAUGAUUGUAGAAAUAAGAGUAUUCAAUGUAGAUUAAUACUCCUGGGAAAAGCUGUAUUUUCUUCUGAGUUGGAGUGUGUUGUGUACAAUGUAUUUAGCUGUAUUUAAAAAAUUCAAUACAAUAAAUUUAUUUCCACUGUGGGUUUUUUUUCA